CAAAAUCAAACUCAACUACUUAUUUUCUUCCUUCAAAAUCAAAACCCAAACCCACACACACACAAACAUUCCCUUCCCAUCAUUCAUUCAAUUCCUAACAAUGUCAUCAUCACCAAUUGCCACCCCUUCUCUACCACCAACCACCGUCUCAUCACCACCCUACGACCGUGUGAAAGCCUUGAAAGAAUUCGACGAAACAAAAUCCGGCGUAAAAGGCAUAAUCGACUCCGGAAUCAAAACCAUUCCAUCUUUCUUCAUCCAUCCACCUGAAACCCUAUCUGACCUCACUCCACGAUCAGAUUUCCCCCAACCGAAAAUCCCCACAAUCGACCUCUCCGCCGUCCACCACUCCCGCGCCGCUGUGGUUGAACAACUUCGUUCCGCCGCGAGUACAGUUGGAUUCUUUCAAGUGAUCAACCAUGGAGUCGCGCCGGAAUUGAUGCGAAGUGUGAUCGGUGCUAUGAAGAAGUUUCAUGAACAGCCCGCGGAGGAGAGGAAGAAGGUGUACCGUAGGGAGAUGGGAAUUGGUGUUUCGUAUAUUUCGAACGUUCAUCUGUUCGCUUCUAAAGCUGCCAGCUGGCGUGACACACUCCAGAUUAGGAUGGGACCUGUCCCAACGGAAGAGAAGGAGAUUCCGGAGGUAUGCAGGAAGGAGGUGAUGGAGUGGGAUAAAGAAGUGGUGUGUGUGGGAGAUAUUUUGCUUGGUUUGUUGAGUGAAGGGUUAGGAUUAGGUGAAGAAAGGUUCACAGAAUUGGGUUUGUCUCAAGGGAGGGUGAUGGUUGGCAACUAUUACCCAUUUUGCCCUCAGCCUAAUCUUACUGUUGGACUCAAUUCCCAUGCAGAUCCAGGGGCAUUGACGGUAUUGUUGCAGGAUCAUAUUGGUGGCUUACAGGUUAGGACCCAACAUGGUUGGAUUGAUGUAAAACCCCUUGAUGGAGCUUUGGUCAUUAACAUUGGAGAUUUACUUCAGAUAAUUUCGAACGAAGAGUAUAAGAGUGCUGAUCAUCGUGUAUUAGCCAAUCCUUCUAACGAGCCACGAGUCUCAAUUGCUGUUUUCCUAAACCCGGGUAAUAGGGAGAAGCUCUUUGGUCCUUUACCAGAGCUAACAUCAGCAGAGAAGCCAUCUCUUUAUAGAGAUUUCAUGCUCAAAGAAUUCAUGACAAAGUUCUUUAAGAAAGAGCUUGAUGGUAAAUUAUUGACUAAUUUCUUCAGAAAGUGAUGUCAGUGGUUUCUGGUGGUGAAAUUUCAAUGUAAUAGUAACUUUGUAAGAUGACAAUUGUAGUGUGCAUUGUUGAAUAAAUGUGUUGUAUAUGGGGAACGAAUUCUCUUCCGUCACUGGAGAGUCCAGUGAAAUCCCAACCAUUGAUUUGACUGACCUGAGUUCAUUAAAGAGCAUAAAAGACUAAUUGAAUGGUCAUGAUUGAAACUGGACUUCCUCCUGUGUAGUAUUCUCUGGAGAGAAUCAUGUAUAUGUAUAUAAAUAGGAGCGCACGUGUUCUUCCAUAAGUUCACAAUAUUCUUAUACACCUCUAUUGUAAA
Medicago truncatula (barrel medic) is the source of this 1539-nucleotide messenger RNA. RefSeq names its product 1-aminocyclopropane-1-carboxylate oxidase homolog 4. The coding region runs from base 101 to 1219 and encodes 372 amino acids. The record is from RefSeq and is a predicted model, not a curated record. The transcript has 3 exons. Lineage: Eukaryota; Viridiplantae; Streptophyta; Magnoliopsida; Fabales; Fabaceae.